GCACCUGCUGCAGCUGCUUGAAGGACGUGGCACCCGGAGCUGGGCCUGGGAGGAGAGGUCCCUCAGGAUGAGCAGGGACAGCUCCCCAGACGGGAGCCCCGAAGAAGAUGAAGGAGAGAAAGGGGGGCCGCGAUGUCAGGGAGAAGACACUUUCAAGGAUAUAUCCACAUACUUCUCUAAGAAGCAGUGGGUGGAGCUGAGAGAAUGGGAGAAAGUCCGGCUUAAGAACAUAAAGCAGAACUAUGAGGCAAUGAUUAAAAUAGGUCUCAGUGCCCCUCGUCCAGCUUUCAUGUGCAGGCAAAAUAAGAGAGCCAAAGUAGAGGAAUCUGGAGAUUCAGAUGAAGAAUGGAUACCUAAGCAGCUAGUGAAAACCCUCCGGUUCCCAUCAAGAGUAAAACAGAGGACACAUCUAAGGAAUGAGGAGAUGGCCAAGGAACUAGCUGACCCCAAGGCAGAGGGAAUGAUGGAUUUAUCUGAGGAGUUGAAGACAGUAGUCAUGAAUAACCUGACCAUCUCAGAAAUCAAGAAACAGAUGGGUCAGAUGGAUGGAAGCUGUACCACUAACCAACUGACCGAGGGAAAAUUGGAGUGCAGAAGAAAAGAGGCUGAAGUCCAUAUGUACAAUUUGAGGGAACGAAAGUAUCAAGUGUACCAAGAAAUCUGGGACCCUCAGGAUGAUGACUACCUCUUCUGUGAGGAGUGUCAGACUUUCUUCCUGGAAACCUGUGCUGUUCAUGGGCCCCCAAAAUUUGUCCAGGAUAGUGCCAUGGUCAAGGGACAUCCUUAUUGUUCAGUCAUCACCCUGCCCCCUGGCCUGAGAAUUGGGCUUUCAGGGAUCCCUGGUGCAGGACUUGGUAUAUGGAAUGAGGCCUCAAAUCUACCCCUGGGUCUGCACUUCGGGCCCUAUAAAGGGCAAAUGACAGAGGAUGACGAGGCUGCCAACAGCGGAUACUCAUGGAUGAUCACCAAGGGGAGAAACUGUUAUGAGUAUGUGGAUGGGAAAGAGGAGUCUUGCUCUAACUGGAUGAGAUACGUGAACUGUGCCCGAGACGAGGAGGAGCAGAACCUGGUGGCAUUCCAGUACCGCAGACAAAUCUUCUACCGGACCUGCCAGGUCAUUAGGCCUGGUUGUGAACUCCUCGUCUGGUAUGGGGAUGAGUAUGGUCAAGAACUGGGCAUCAAGUGGGGCAGCAAGUGGAAAAGGCCACUCACUGCUUUGACAGGGGAAAGCCCAGGAAUCUAUCUUUGCCCUUCCUGCCCUCUGGGCUUCUCCACUCAUGCCUUCCUCAGUCAACACAUGCUGUUCAAACAUCCCCCUCAAGCAUUCCUGGAUUCAGGGACAGGAAAUAAUUAUGAGCUAGAUCUCCAUCCAGACCAGCUGCUUCUACCUGGUUACAGGUGUGUAAGUGACAAAGCAGAAAUGUUACAAAAAGAACAUUCUAGUUCCUUGUGCGGGAACACCAGACAAGUGGAUCUGAGGGAAAUGCAUAGGCUGCCUCAGAGCCUGCAAGUGAGAGAGAAGGAAAGCAGCUCUGGGGAGUGGGAUCUCAGCAGGAUCCAGGGGAAGAGCACUAAAAAGACCGCACUGGCAUUCCAAGAGGGAGAUAAACAAGAGUUUGGGCCAUACAAGUGUGGUGAAUGUAAGCAAGAAUUUACAUACAAGUCAGUCUUCAUCAGACACAGGCGGACACACUCGGGAGAGAAGCCUUACGUGUGUGAGAAGUGCGGGCAAGGAUUUGCACAGACGUCAAGCCUCAUCACACACAGGCGGACACACUCGGGAGAGAAGCCUUACGUGUGUGAGAAGUGCGGGCAAGGAUUUGCACAGACGUCAAGCCUCAUCACACACAGGCGGACACACUCGGGAGAGAAGCCUUAUGUGUGUGAGAAGUGCGGGCAAGGAUUUGCACAGAGGUCAAGCCUCAUCACACACAGGCGGACACACUCGGGAGAGAAGCCUUACGUGUGUGAGAAGUGCGGGCAAGGAUUUGCACAUAGGUCAAACCUCAUCACACACAGGCGGACACACUCGGGAGAGAAGCCUUACGUGUGUGAGAAGUGCGGGCAAGGAUUUGCACAGAGGUCAAACCUCAUCACACACAGGCGGACACACUCGGGAGAGAAGCCUUACGUGUGUGAGAAGUGCGGGCAAGGAUUUGCACAGACGUCAAGCCUCAUCACACACAGGCGGACACACUCGGGAGAGAAGCCUUACGCGUGUGAGAAGUGCGGGCAAGGAUUUGCACAGACGUCAAGCCUCAUCACACACAGGCGGACACACUCGGGAGAGAAGCCCUAUGUGUAUAGUCAAGGAUUUACCCAUAAGUUAGACCUUAGCAUAUGUAAAUGAACUAGCGGGACAUCUUACACAUGUCAAGGACUAUGGGCUAAUUUGCCAAAUCUGAUCAAAUAUAAGCAUACAAUAUAAGUACACAUAGCCUGUACUAGGUGACACACAUAGGAAGAAAUGGGAUCCGUUCUUCUCUGGUCACUGCGAGGCAGCAUUCAAAAAGCCAGCCUGACUACUGCCUAAUCACUAUUCUGAGCAUGGGGCAAAGAGUAACUGAAUAGGCACAAGGCUCUCAGCAGAGGGAUUUGAAUAGUUAGGAAAUGUUCUGAGGUUUAGUUUGGAGAGAUUAUGCUUUUCCUGUGUUUCUAUUAUGUAUUUCGUUACAAUAAACUUUUCAAAUCUUUAUGCCUUAACACUAAGAAAGGAUGGGGGCGGGAUUGGUGGAGAAGACAGGAACCAAGAGAAAGGCAAAGAGAGCUCUUAGCCUAGGCUUAAUACCUCAUUGUGACUUGGCCCAAAUGUGGAUUCAAUCUUGUAAAUUUAUUGAAGAAAACAAUUCCAUACAUGGAGAAAGAAGGGGACUAGCCCCUGGGAGCUGUAGGGGUACCUGGGGAGAGUAAAAUGGAAGAAGCCCCUGGACUUAAUCAGGGGUCACUUGUAGAAUUCAUGUUCCUGCUCAUCCUUCUUAAUGACUGUUUUGUAUGCCUUCUCAAAAUCUUUGGCCAGCACAAUGUAUCGAUUCUCACGAACA
Molecule: messenger RNA, 3041 nt
Organism: Phascolarctos cinereus (koala)
Lineage: Eukaryota; Metazoa; Chordata; Mammalia; Diprotodontia; Phascolarctidae
Gene: PRDM9
Product: PR/SET domain 9
Biological process (GO): regulation of transcription by RNA polymerase II
Cellular component (GO): nucleus
Molecular function (GO): RNA polymerase II transcription regulatory region sequence-specific DNA binding; protein binding; zinc ion binding
Source: RefSeq, a predicted model, not a curated record